This is a messenger RNA of Castor canadensis (American beaver), 663 nucleotides long. The record is from RefSeq and is a predicted model, not a curated record. NCBI's taxonomy places the organism in Eukaryota, Metazoa, Chordata, Mammalia, Rodentia, Castoridae.
AUGGCCAGCAGACCUCUGCCCCCGGGACACAAGGAGGAGGAGGAGACUGCCAAAGAACCAGCACCAAAACUGUCACUGGUACGGCCCAGAGGCUGCCUGCCCAGCAUUGAUGAGUCCCGACCAUCAGGUCAGAGCCCAGCCCCCCGCCGAAGCUCCGUGCUGGGCUUAACCACAUCCUUCUCUCGCCGCAACUCUCUGGCUGGAUCAGGCAUUGGUGCUGGAAGUCGCAGACCAUCCCUGGGCCCAGUGCCCCCUCUAGGUUCGCGGGUUAGCUUCUCGGGCCUGCCCCUGGUGACCGCCCGUCGUGUGGCACCCUCAUACCGCACUGAGCCCGCACCGGGGGAGUCCUGGGAGUCUGUACAUGCACAGCGCAUCCUGGAGGCAGCACUGGACGCCAGACUGUGCAAUGUAUGCUACUCAAGUGUGGAAGGCGGGCAGCUGGCACAGGAGCUGUGUGAACAGGUGCAUGUGCGCCUGCGCGAGCUCAGCCCCCCUCGCUACAAGCUCGUGUGCUGUGUGGUGCUAGGGCCACGAGAAGGCCAGGGUGUGCACGUCGUCAGCCGUGCACUCUGGGACGAGGCACGUGAUGGGCUGGCCUCGGCCACCUUCACCAAUGCCUCGCUCUUUGCGGUGGCCACAGUCCACGGGUUGUAUUGCGAGUAA